Messenger RNA from Triticum dicoccoides, 1515 nucleotides. Its product is annotated as disease resistance protein Pik-1-like. Gene Ontology annotation, molecular function: ADP binding. NCBI's taxonomy places the organism in Eukaryota, Viridiplantae, Streptophyta, Magnoliopsida, Poales, Poaceae. The transcript has 5 exons. The record is from RefSeq and is a predicted model, not a curated record. Bases 1 to 1515 code for a protein of 504 amino acids.
AUGGCGGGGGUCAGCGCGGGGACGGGGGCGAUGAGCUCCCUCCUCGGCAAGCUCUCCGCCUUACUCACCGACGAGUACAAGCUUCUCAAGGGCAUCCGCAAGGAGAUCCAGUUCCUGGAGCGCGAGCUUGGCAGGAUGCGAGCCUAUCUGCACAUACUGGCGGACAUGGACAAGCUCGACGACCUGACCAAGAAGCGGAGAGACAGCUUGCGCGACCUCAGCUAUGAGAUGGAGGACUGCAUCGACCGUUUCAUGGACCGGCUUGGCACCGGCGACGCCAGGCGAGGGUUCAUGAGGACGACCGCGCGCCGGCUCAGGACGAUUUGGGCGCGCCAUGACAUCGCGACCCUCAUCAGGGACCUCAAAGCUCGGGUCUUGCAGGAGACCGAGCUGCAUGACAGGUACAAGCUUGAUGAAGGUUAUUACAGUGCAACGAGGCCAGUUCAAAUAGAUCCCCAGAUGACCGUGCUCCACGAGGAGGUCAAGGGCUUGGUGGCCAUGGACGCCCCAGUGAAGCAUAUUUCUGCAUUGCUGAUGGAUCAGAGUAUGGAGCUGAAAGUGGUACCGAUUGUCGGGCCUGGAGGCUUGGGGAAGUCGACCCUUGCAAUGGAGGUCUAUCGCAAGAUUGGGAGGGACUUCCGUUGCCGAGCUUCCGUGUCAGUUUCACGCGCUCUUGAUCUGGAGAAGUUCCUCAAGGAUAUCUUGUCUCAAAUUGAUGAGUCUAGAAAAUGUCAGCCAGAGGGUUCAGACAUACAGCAACUUAUCCGUAAAACCACACAAUUCUUGACCGGAAAGAGAUUGUUCUUUAAGAAAAUUUUCAGCUCAGAUGAUCCCUGUCCCGCAGAACUGGAAGAAGUUUCUACUAGGAUCUUAAAAAAAUGUGGUGGUCUACCAUUGGCUAUAAUUACAUUUGCAAGUUUGCUUGUCAACAAGACACAUAACAACGAUGAAUGGGAGAGACUGCAAGAGUCCAUUGGUACUGGUUCUUCGCUUGAUAACAAUGAGACCUUCAAAGGGAUGAGACACAUAUUCAAGAUUCGUCGUCUGUCAAUGCAAUCUAGUGCCAAAGAGCAGGAUGAGGCGGUCCAUGCAAUCACAGAAACCAAGUCACAUGUUCGCUCACUGACUAUGUUUGGGCAAGUUAAGCAGAUAUGCCACCUCGUGGACUUUCAUGCUUUGCGGGUGUUGGAUCUCGUAGGAUGUGAAUUGUUGGAAAACAAGCAUGUAAAAAAUAUAGGAAGUUCAUGCCAGCUUAGGUAUUUGCAACUUAGCAGUUUUAAAAUUACAGAGCUUCUUGUGGAAAUCGGAAAGCUGCAGCACUUAGAGACUCUUGAUGUGAGAGGAUGUUAUUAUCUUCCAAGACUGCCAUCAACUGUUGUGCAAUUGCAAAAAUUGGUGUGCCUACUUGUGAGCCGUCGAACAGAGUUGCCUGCAAGUGAGUUUGGGAGUAUGCAAGCCUUGGAGGAGUUGGAGAAGUUAAAUAGCUGGAACAAUGACAAGAUUGCAAAUACAUGA